This is a messenger RNA of Micropterus dolomieu (smallmouth bass), 4671 nucleotides long. RefSeq names its product RAB22A, member RAS oncogene family (gene rab22a). The transcript has 7 exons. Lineage: Eukaryota; Metazoa; Chordata; Actinopteri; Centrarchiformes; Centrarchidae. Gene Ontology annotation, molecular function: GTP binding; GTPase activity. Bases 931 to 1515 code for a protein of 194 amino acids. The record is from RefSeq and is a predicted model, not a curated record.
GGAGGCAGACGGUAUUGUCCAACUACAGAACAGCGCGGUCAUUUAAAAAAUAAUCUACACGUACUGAGUAGACAUAGGUUUAAAUGUAGUCUUAAAGUCAUACAUUUCGAUACUACUGAGUGGCUUUCGUUAGCUAGCUGGCUAGCAGUGCUAAGUUGGCUAACACGGCUUGUCCAGCCCUUUUGCUUGACUUGUUCGCCUUAGCUCGCACUUCGCCUGGGAUAACCUACAAAUUCAGUAAAGUAGAGGCCGCUAUCUUAAGAAUUUCGACUCUUAAUAGCAGAAUGCCGCUUUGUAAGUGAAAAACACAGUGUCAAAGUAACAGAGAACACACUAUUUAAAAAGUGCCAUUACCUGCCAUCUUGAGUCUCGGCUCGGCUCUGCGGGCUGCCGUCCCGUGUGGGCUGUCACCACCGCACAGCUGUCACUCAAACAAGGCAGCAAACUACUUCCUGAAAAUACUUCCUGAUGCCGGUAAUCACCGGUUAGUUAUCUUUAAAACAACAAGCUGAAAACUGUAACUGUUUCCCACCUUGGGCACAAACUCGACAUAACUGAGCGUAAAUACAGCCUGUGUCGGCUUUGUGUAUCUCCAAACAAAAAAAAGAGCCGACCGGUCACGUGAUCACAAGCCGUAGUUCAAGAUGGAGACUAAACGGUUUGCUGGCUUCACUGUUAGCUAGCUAGCUGUUUACAAUAACCACAAUAUGGCAAAUACGACGGAAAACUGGACGUUUUAACGCUAAUAGCAAGAGUUGUUAUCUAACCUGGGACGUGCAUUUCGCAGCUUUUGACCACGAUGAAGUAAAGUUAUUUGUAAACAUAGACCACCAGAAGAAUAUUCAAGAUAAGAGGUAACUUAUACAGCCAGAGGAGGAAAACUGUCAAUGGUCAUCUUCACAAACUCAUUUUAAGAGAGAGGAGAUCGAUAUGGCGCUGAGGGAGUUAAAAGUUUGUCUCCUGGGGGACACUGGCGUUGGAAAGUCGAGUAUUGUUUGGAGAUUUGUGGAGGACAGCUUUGACCCAAACAUCAACCCAACAAUUGGAGCAUCCUUCAUGACCAAGACAGUGCAAUACCAAAACGAGCUGCACAAGUUCCUGAUCUGGGACACGGCAGGACAGGAGCGGUUUCGUGCUCUAGCGCCGAUGUACUACAGAGGUUCAGCUGCGGCCAUCAUUGUUUAUGACAUCACGAAAGAGGAAUCCUUCCAAACACUGAAGAACUGGGUGAAGGAGCUGCGCCAGCAUGGUCCUCCUAAUAUAGUGGUCGCCAUCGCUGGCAACAAAUGUGACUUGUCAGAUGCCAGGGAAGUGCCAGAGAAGGAUGCCAAGGACUAUGCUGACUCCAUCCAUGCCAUCUUUGUAGAAACCAGUGCCAAGAAUGCCAUUAACAUCAACGAGGUGUUUAUAGAGAUAAGUAAGCGCAUCCCCAUUGCAGACGCAGCAGGAGGUACUUCGGGAAAAGGUUUUAAACUGGGACGGCAGGCCUCGGAGUCUCGCAGGACGUGCUGCUGAUGAUGCCGGUGACUGACCCCACAUGACAUGUGACCUGACCUUUGCUUACCCUCUGUGUCCCCGGCCUGCUUCAGCUUACAGCCACCACACGCCGUCAUAAAACCCUGCUAUCUCUGAAACCAUGGGCCAUAGCAAAUGCAUUUUUACAACAACAGUAAAUCUUCAUAUAUUGUCUUAAAAUUGCCGGAGAAACAUUGUUAUGCCUGCGUUAAUACAUCGAUGUGUAAAUGAAAGAUCCCCAUAUAUAUAUAUAUAUAUAUAACAUAAACCAUUAUGGACAUCAACCACUGCUUAUUUAAGCACUAGGUUGAUCAGAGAAACUUUAUAGCUGCAGAUUCAUGGAUUCAGAAAUCAUUUUUACUUUGUAAAUUUGUUCUAAUCCACUAUCUUUUGACCAAAAUAUGGGCUAAAAAUGGUUCAGUUUCACCAAAUUAUUUUGAUAGUACUUAAGUUACUGCUUUUUGGAGGGGAAGGUCUCUCCCAAAUCAUUCUCAACUUUGUGAAGGAUCCAUCUAUACAGUUGUGUGUGUAAUCACUAAUUUAUCAUAAUGCUUUGAUGAAAGAGGUUGUGGUAAUCAGCAGUACCUAUCUCUCAUCAGCUUUUGGAAGGAUAUUUAGAGAAAUGAUGGUGAUUCACAGUCAAGCAUGAAGGACUGGGAACACUAAAUUGAAGUUUUAUUGUGUGAUUGCUGUUUUCAUCAAGAGGUUUUUCAAGGCAAAAUUCCAAGUGGGUGUUUUGAUGUAAAUUGCACUGUUAAAAAUACAGGAAUGAAAGGUGUGUAGAUUCCUUUACAUUAAAGGAGUAGUUUGACAUUUUGUGAAAUACGCUUAUUUGUGCCCUAACCUAUGGUGAGAUGAGAGUAUCAACACCAAAUAUCAUGUCUUGAUUUGGUAAAUAUGAAGCCGGAGCCGGUAACCAGUUCAUGUACUUAGCAUAAAGACUGGAAAUGUGGAAACAACUAGCCUGGCUCUGUCCAAAGUUUACAAAAUCUACCUGGCAGUACCUCUCAAGCUCACUAAUUAACACAAUGUAUCUCAUUUGCUAAGCUAACCGGCUGCUGACUGUUGCCUUAUAUUUAAUGGACACAUAUGAGACUGGUAUUUCCCAAAAAUGAACUAUUCCUUCAAUUUUAAACUAAUGUUCUCUUUGGCUGCUCCACACUUCCGCUUGUAAUCAUUGAGAUGGUAUCAAGUGAAUCCUGAAUAUGAAGUUCCCCAUAGUGCACACAGUACACUCACAAUAUCACUUUAGCUUUAUUUUUCUCUAAUCUUAUUAUAACUGUUCACUGGCUAGCCUGUCGGUCUAUGGUCAGUCCUCAAUCCUUUGCUGCUACUUUACAACAGUUUUACAGGGGAGGCUGAUACUUGUGAGGUCUUGCCAAAUUCAUUAAGUGUUCCAUAAACAUUUUUCAUUCCCCCAUAAUCAGCAGGGGUUCUCACAUGCAAUGUUGUUGUUUUACGGCUUGGCACUGUGACAGUGAGAUCUGGAAACUGGACAUCGUUUAGAGGAUACUGAGAUUGUAGAGCUUAAAUUUCCCCUUAGCAAAACGUCAUAGGUGCCGAAUUAGAUGUGGCACUGUGUCGACAUGCUGACCCCUUAAUGAACCUUAGUCUCCAUUCUGCUUUGAAUUAGUGUAUGUGCUUUGUUCCAGGGUCUGCCUUUUGAGUUGACUUUCUCCCACCUUUUGCCUCAUUCCUCUAAAUUCCAGGCACUUAACGAAAGUCCAGCUUUCAUUUUCAGUCAAACAAAUAUGGUACACCGUACAACGGCUUUCACAGAGCUCUACAUCACUUCUUAUGUUCAUGAAAACCAUUAAUACUCUGUGAUCCCUCUGCUAUGUUACAGUAGUUUAAUUUACCUCUUAUACUGGCCAAAUUGAACUUCAGUAGCAGUUGACUCAUGAGUCCCCACAGACUUAUUAAUUAUGUGUAAUUCCAUGCUUGUCUGUAUCUUUUGAGUCCUUUUAGGCCCAAAACCUCUUAACAAAGUUGCCAAAAAAUACAGAUGUGGGCUCAAUUAGACUCCAUUUCCACAUUUAUAAAUUUUGAUUGUGUGCUUUUCUGUCAGCGCACACCACUUUAUUUGCCUUCAAGCAUCUUAAAUGUAUGUGUUAUUGAUGAGUUGUGUGCUAAGCAGCAGUGCCUAUUUUUUCAGGAUGUUUCAAUGGAGUGCAAUAGUAGUUACUAUGACAAAGGUAAAAUGUGACCUAAUCCAAGAAAUUGGUUACAGAGUGAUUCACACUCAUGUGACAAUGUGAUCUCAUUCUCUGCAGUCUCAAACAGAUUAUGAUGACAGGUUUAGAUUGACCUCAGUUUUGCUCAGACUUGAUCAAAUGAGCAGUGUGAAGAGGCCAACCAAACCUGUAGAAAACCAUAGUGGCUUUCGCUAUUGACUUUGAUCAUUUGCCCUGCACUACAUCAUAAUGCUCUCUAAAUAGCUUCAGCAAUUAUAUCAGAAAGGGAAGCACUCUGGUACUUUGAAAGCUGCACUUUGACUGUUUGUAUUAAUUGACCCCUAUUACUAACUCUCAGUCUGCAGUCUGUCUUAUUAUCUCAAAUCACUCGAUGAAACAUUCUUGUGAUGGUUUCAGAUUCCUUUAUGUCCCUUGAUGUUACUUUAGGUUUUGACUGUUUGCUCAGUUCUUAUUGCUAUGCCAAAUAAUGUCAAACCAUUUUACUACACCAUGCAUAGUUAACCUUUUUUUAAUUGUUAAUGUAAUAUAAUAUAAUGAUUUAAAGUGUUAAUCACAUAAAUGUGUAAAAAAGAUUUGAAGUUUGAUAAUAACUCACAUGUUUUUCCCUUAUUUGGAAACAGGAGGCAUGGAAAGAUAUUGUAUGCCAGUUUUUUUCAUUGAAAAAUAUUAAUAGUCUUGGGCUGGCCCUGGGAAUGUGAUUAAUCUAUAUGUAUAUUUUUCAGUGUAGAUAUAUACCAUCCAAUUGUACACAAAUCAGUGACUAUAUUCUAUUCUAAGCCAGUUGUAGACUCGUACACCAUUUGCAGUAAUUCCAUCAGCAUUGUAGUUACCAUAUUUAGCUUUUUACUGUUUCAUAUUGAUUGUAACAAAAUGCCUGACAACACUUGUUUGCAGUGUAUUUCUAAAUGUGUAAAAAGGGAAUUGUCAAUUUGUUUACUAAUAAAAGAUUGACAAAAAUAUA